GCGAUAUUUGGAUAAUCUAAAUGGCUGCUCGUUCAUCUAUAUACAAAUAUGAUGUGAUGAAGGUGUUAUUAUUGGGAUAUUUAUAUUUUUAUAUUGCAUAUAUAUGUCCAGCAAAGAGUUCAGAUUUAGAUACUUCCUGGGAGAUUAGUUUGGAGAAUUGUAGUGCAUAUAACAUCAAAUUGAAAACGUGUACUUGCUGGAAGAAUUACCUUGACAGAUGUGUAAUCUGUUGUUCUGGCAUUUCAUGCUGUUCCUGCUAUGAUUGUACUUUGUGUUGGGAAAUGCAACAGCGAUUCACAACAAUAACGCAGAUGAGUAUUUUCAUGUUGUUCGGGUUUGGUCUCAUCGGCUUAAUCUUAAUUUACUGCAAAAUAUGCCAUAGGUCGAGGCAACGUACACGAUCCAUUGCAUUACAAGAGGAGCGUGAUACGCAAUGCAGUACUAUCGAAGACCUACGGGACAGACCACCUCCGUACAACGAAAUGGCUUACAAUGCUCCUCCUCUUUACACGUCUCCCUAUAACAGGGCAUCUAUGCAGGAAGCUCCGCCGUCGUAUCCAGGAACGCCGAAACUGCAAGAGAGAUCCCAAGACACCAACGACCAAUUCUCUUCAAGAAAUUCCACGUUCGUUGCUUCUUCCAUCGCUCAACACAUUUAACGUAAUAUUUCUGUAGAUAUACAUAUAGAUGAUAAUUCCCUAUAUAUUUCUGUAUAGAUAUGCUAUUUUAAUAAAAAAUGUAGCCUGUAGAUUCAACUCAAAAGAAAUUUUCUACUCUUAUCGUUUCGAUGUAAUCAGAAGCAGGAUAUAAAUCGCGUGCGAAAAACACAGGUUGUUAAAUUACAUUGUCAUUCUUUAAGUCUAAAAUUUUUAAAAAUUCAAAUUUUUUUUUCCUUUUUUUUUGUCUGACAUGAUAAAAAAUUGCGCAGUUCUUUUCUUACAUCUCGAAUAAAGGCACAAUAUCGCAACAUUGUAGCAGUGAAGGGUGAUGAAAAUUACGCCCCACAAUUAUAUAAUGAAAAUGUCAUUUAUUUGAUGUGGUGCAAUGACUUAAAGUAAAAUGGAAAAUGAAUGUCUGUAUGAGCUGGGUUUAAUGAAUGGCGCGCGCGUAACAAUUUCUCGGAAAUCAACCACUACCGCCGCCACCAUUCAUUGUUUUACAAAACAGCGCUUCGGAUUUUUAAAUGCAAUAUACAACGGAAGUAUGUAUUCGUGUAUAUAUAUGUGUGUAUGUAUCAGAGAGCGGGCGUGUGGUAGCGGCUGGUAGUAGCGAGUGGUGUGAUCGAUCGGUCGCCAACACGCGCCGGCUUUCAUCAUGAUGAGGUAACACUUGUCUCUUACUUGUACUUAAUAGUUUAUCAAAUUAUAUAUCCAGUCAUACAUUCAUAUUAUUCUUUUUUGUUGCGGUUCUUACACGCGAAAUUGCGCCUACAUCUGUGUUUUUUUUUUCUUUGAUCUGUAUUUUACGGAUUUUGCUAUUUUAUUAUCGAAAUUUGCUUUUGCUUUCCAUUUCUCUUUCUCUUUUUCUUUCUUCCCUAGGAAAAGAUAUUCACAACGUGAUACGUGUAUUCCACGAAAGAAAUCGCCGCACAGUCCCAAAGAUAGAUACGAGAACGAGAGAAUAGUCGCGAAUUUUUAAAAUAUGAAUGAGUAACGGCCGAAAUCUGUUCCUUAAAUUGCUACUAUACUUAUUUUCGUCUCUUAUUUCUCUUGUCAUUGAAGCCCUAUUAAGACCUAAGA
Messenger RNA from Formica exsecta, 1739 nucleotides. RefSeq lists its product as uncharacterized. The transcript is spliced from 6 exons. The record is from RefSeq and is a predicted model, not a curated record. Lineage: Eukaryota; Metazoa; Arthropoda; Insecta; Hymenoptera; Formicidae. The coding region runs from base 21 to 659 and encodes 212 amino acids.